This is a messenger RNA of Camellia sinensis, 844 nucleotides long. Lineage: Eukaryota; Viridiplantae; Streptophyta; Magnoliopsida; Ericales; Theaceae. The record is from RefSeq and is a predicted model, not a curated record.
GCAUUGCCGAUUGAUUUAUAUCCAGUCCAUAGCCCUCUCUCUCUCUCUCUCUCUAACUCGGCGAGGACGGGUGUGGUUUCAAAAUGCCGUUAUCGAGUGCCCCAACCACCACGAAGCUUCCAAUCGCGAUUCCUUCUCUUCCAUAUUAUCCAGAGGGUUUUAGGCGUAGAAGCUUCAAGAUUAAAAAGGGUUUGAACUUAUAUAGUCGGAAAAUCUCAGAAUACAACAUAUCUAGAAAGCUUGAUUUUGUGACCAAUUCAAUUUCUGGCAAUAGUGAUACUUCAGUUGGAUUUGAUCCCUUUCCUAGUGAUUAUUCUCAACUUCUUGAACAAGCGAAAGAAGCAACUGAAUUGGCUUUGAAGGACAACAAAAAAUUGAUGGAGAUUGAAUUUCCAACUGCUGGACUCGAAUCUGUACCAGGUGAUGGUGAAGGUGGUAUAGAAAUGACUGGAAGUAUGCAAUUAAUUCGUGAGUUUUGUGACCUCUUCAUCAGUCCAGAAAAAGUUACACGGACCAGAAUAUUUUUUCCGGAGGCCAGUGAAGUCAAAUUUGCUAGAGAAUCAAUUUUUGGAGGAGCUUCAUUUAAGUUGGACUAUCUCACAAAACCUUCAUUAUUUGAGGAUUUUGGUUUUGUCUCAAAAGUUAAAAUGGCUAACCGUGUGAAGGCGGAAGAUGAACUGUUCCUUGUCGCCUAUCCAUAUUUUAAUGUCAACGAGAUGCUUGUGGUAGAAGAGCUCUACAAUGAAGCUGUUGCAACCACUGCCCGAAAACUGAUUAUAUUCAAUGGAGAACUUGACCGCAUCAGAUCAGGGUAUUAUCCAUCAUUCUUCUAUCCAAAGCUAGC